Molecule: messenger RNA, 376 nt
Organism: Lingula anatina
Lineage: Eukaryota; Metazoa; Brachiopoda; Lingulata; Lingulida; Lingulidae
Product: NFX1-type zinc finger-containing protein 1-like
Biological process (GO): regulatory ncRNA-mediated heterochromatin formation
Cellular component (GO): nucleus; nuclear RNA-directed RNA polymerase complex
Molecular function (GO): helicase activity; zinc ion binding
Source: RefSeq, a predicted model, not a curated record
AUGGCAGAAAAUGAGUCAAAAGAAGAAAUGCAGAGUCCACAACAUGAACCACUAAAGCAGAGGCAUAAUGAGAAGAAAGAUAAAUGUGAGACAGAAAGCCUGCUCAAAGCCGAGGAAGGCCAUACAUUGGAGAUGACAGAAAAAAAGGCAAAAGAAGAGACAAAGAGUCAACAACACCAUCCCCAAAAACAAAGGGAUGAUGAGAAGAAAAAUAACACAGAUGGCAAGCUCAAACCCAAGGAAGGCCGUGCAUUGAAGAUGACAGAAAAAAAGGCAAAAGAAGAGACAAAGAGUCAACAACAUCAUCCUCCAAAACAAAGGCAUAUUGAGAAGAAAAAUAGCACAGAUGGCAAGCUCAAAACCAAGGAGAGGUAAU